Messenger RNA from Rotaria sp. Silwood1, 1656 nucleotides. Lineage: Eukaryota; Metazoa; Rotifera; Eurotatoria; Philodinida; Philodinidae. The record is from the annotation of a GenBank genome assembly.
AUGAACGCUAAUGCCUCGUUUGAUGAUGAUAUUGAUAAUAGUGGUCUAAUCAUUCCAGUAACACAACGAAAUUCAAAUCAAAUAUUCGUUAUAUCAUACAAUUGGCCAGCACUAUUUUUAUUAUUUUUUUCAAUUAUGGGUAUUAUUGGCAAUUUAUUAGUUUGUCUUGCUAUUGGAACUGAACGACGUUUACAUAAUCGAACUAAUUGGUUUCUUUUUUCAUUAGCAGUUGCUGAUAUGCUUGUUUCAGGUGUUGUUAUUCCAUUAGCUAUUGUUAAAGAAUUUACAGGAUUUUGGAUAUUAGGUUCAGUUUUAUGUGAUUUAUGGAUAUUUUUGGAUGUUUGUUCAUGUACAUCAUCCAUAAUGCAUAUUGUGGUUAUAUCCAUUGAUCGUUAUUUAGCUAUAAAAGAUCCAUUGAAUGUUCGUUCACGACAAGAAAAAUGUCAAGUACGUCUGCUUAUAAUGCUUAUCUGGUUGAUAGCUAUCUUUUUGUCUUCUCCAAUGAUUGUUCUUGGUGUUAUUAAUCCAUAUAAUAUUAUUAUAAAUGGACAAUGUUUAAUAAAUAAUCAGUUUUUUGUUAUUUAUGGUAGUGUUGUUUCGUUUGUUAUUCCACUUAUAAUUGUUAUUGUUAUGUAUGCAUUAACUGUACAUCGUUUAAAAAAACAAAUAAAACAAUUUGAAGAUCAACCUACUCAAGAACAAAUGACAAAUUCAACUACGAAUAUUACUACUAAACCACUUUUACGACGGCAAAUAGGAAGUAAUACUAUUAUAAAUAAUUUUACACAAUCAACAUCAGCUUUAGCAACAACAGAAUUAAGACAUAAACGUUCUGGAAGACAACAAAUAAGUUUUGAUAUAAGUGAAGAAAGUUCUAAUUAUAUAUAUUUAAACAAAGAUAGAAGUUCAUCAUUUAUAAAAGAUUUUGAAGAGAAAAAAUUAAUGAAAUCAUCUGCUCAUUCGGAAUAUACAUGUCCAAAAAAUCCUUUUUAUCAAUUAAAAUGUACAUGUAAUCAUCAUCAAUUAAACAAAACUGAACAAGAACAAAACCAUUCGGAUUGUCUACAUUGUCGUCAACCUAUAACUUCAAAAGUAACUUUUCGUCCGAAAACAGGUUUCAAACCUCGUCCGAUAUCUUUACCGUCGUCACUUAUCUUAGAUCAAUCUUCAUCAAUCACAGCUAAACCUGCAAAACAUAAUUGGCGUCGAUUAACACUUAUUCCUAGUUUAAUAUCAGCACGUACAAAAUGUUCGGCUGUACGUAAUGAACAAAAAGCUGUUAAAGUUCUUGGUGUUGUUUUUGUUAUAUUUGUGAUAGCAUGGUUUCCAUUUUGUAUUAUGAAUUUAUUACAAGGUGUUUGUAAACGUUGUUCAAUUAAUACAGAUAUAUUAAAUGGUUUUGUUUGGCUUGGUUAUGUUUCAUCAUCAAUUAAUCCACUUGUUUAUACAAUAUUCAAUCGAAAUUUUCGUUUAAAAUUUAUUGCAUUACUUAAAUGUCAAUGUUUAUACCAAACAAAUCAACAAAGACAAUUAUCUUAUUAUAAAAGUUAUUCAUCUUUACAUGGCCCACGUCUUCAACAUACAGAUGGUUUAGUACAAAAUGAUAUUCGACGCUUUAAUGCACAUCGACAACGUAUGGAAACCAUAUUAACAUAA